Messenger RNA from Vitis vinifera (wine grape), 690 nucleotides. RefSeq lists its product as uncharacterized. Gene Ontology annotation, biological process: regulation of DNA-templated transcription. The record is from RefSeq and is a predicted model, not a curated record. Lineage: Eukaryota; Viridiplantae; Streptophyta; Magnoliopsida; Vitales; Vitaceae. Gene Ontology annotation, molecular function: DNA binding; DNA-binding transcription factor activity. The transcript has 4 exons. Bases 1 to 690 code for a protein of 229 amino acids.
AUGGAAUGUGAAGAAUCUAAGGCCCCUACACUGAAGAUAAACUUUGAUGACGAGGAAGAAAGGACGGUAGUCCUGGGAAAGGUUGCUGUCAAAGAGAAGAACCGGAUGAACACGACCAAUAAGAACAGACAGAAAUCAGCUGCAGAAAUUCCAAAGCCAUAUAAACUGAGCAUAGGAGGAGAAGGAGCAUCCACACCAUACAAAUCCAGUGGGCCCAGUUUUUCGGCCACCUUAUCGACGAUGAUGAAGGUGAAAAGGGAUAAGGAGAUGGAGACUGCAGAAGGGUCAUCAUCACCCCUUGUUCCUCCCCGAAUCAAAACUUCAAGAGUGAAAAUGAGUCACAGGCACAUCGUCCCGGAUGUGAAGGAGAUAGGGUCACAGUGGGAAAAUCAAGCAGCCUGGAAGAAUAAAAGGCGAUGCUGGUCACCAGAGCUUCAUGCUAGUUUCAUGGCCGCCGCUCAACUCCUGGGUGGUCCUCAAGUGGCCACUCCAAAGCAAAUCAGACGGAUAAUGCAAGUAGGACUCACAAAUGAUCAAGUGACAAACCAUCUGCAGAAAGUGCGGCUUCAGAACAAGGACCCUCAGGUGCCCAAUAUUGAGGCUGCAAAUCAACACAAUGCUAAGCCAGCAAAUCAACAAGCAUGGUUCCAAGACUCCUGGGCAGCUGAGGGCCAGUCAGGACAAUCUUGA